Molecule: messenger RNA, 501 nt
Organism: Fragaria vesca subsp. vesca
Lineage: Eukaryota; Viridiplantae; Streptophyta; Magnoliopsida; Rosales; Rosaceae
Product: cell wall / vacuolar inhibitor of fructosidase 1-like
Exons: 2
Coding region: 1-501 (166 amino acids)
Biological process (GO): negative regulation of catalytic activity
Molecular function (GO): enzyme inhibitor activity
Source: RefSeq, a predicted model, not a curated record
AUGGCCUUCCCUGUGCCAAAACCCACCAUGGACACCUCUGACCCCAUGCCCACAACCAACACCUUUGUUCGAACGAGUCAUUGCAACGAUCUUAUUGAUGACACAUGCAAAGGGACACCAAAGCCCGUCCUCUGUGUCUCCGUUCUCAGAGCAGACCCCCGAAGUGAAGGGGGUGAUGUGAAUGAUUUUGCCUUUAUAAUGGUCGGUGAAGUCGAAGUUAAGGCAUCUGAUGCCAUGCAACAGAUCGGUCGGCUAAGUAAAACCAAACCUGUAAGUGAUUGUCGAGAAAAUUAUGUUGUCGUUGUUCGAGAUGACAUACCCCAAGCCGAGGAUGCGGCUAAGGGCGGAGAUGCCGGCAAGGCGACGCAACUCAUGAAUGACGUUGUUGGUAAGGCUGAUUCAUGCGAACGUGGUUUUCACGGCCGUUCUCUUCUAACUAAGUGGAACAAUGCUGUAAAAGAUUUCGCUUCUGUGGCUGCAGCAUUAUCAAGCAAGAUUUAA